AUGGACGCAUACUCUCUCGGCUGUAUUCUGAUCGAGAUCGCAGAGUGGACGCCCCUUCGAAAGAUUAUCAAGAAGCGCAUCGACACCAGCAUUAGCGUCGACGUGAAAUUGAAUAAUCUUGCAUUGCUCUCACAGUCGAUGCAUGGUCGAUAUAUUACUGAGGGAGUCGCAGCAUUUCGACUUGGGGCUGCGUCCAUGAAGAUGCUUGUUCUGUGCAUUCCAGCCGGAGAUAAAAUGCCGGAUUUGGCCGACUUUAACUCUGCGCUUGAAGACAUGGCCGCUUGUGACAUUUAA
Molecule: messenger RNA, 294 nt
Organism: Fusarium odoratissimum NRRL 54006
Lineage: Eukaryota; Fungi; Ascomycota; Sordariomycetes; Hypocreales; Nectriaceae
Exons: 1
Coding region: 1-294 (97 amino acids)
Source: RefSeq, a predicted model, not a curated record